AUAAUUCGUAAAGUUGAACUGUAGGCUAGUAAUGCAAUAGCCGAAUGAAGCCAGGGUAGUGUUAAUGCCUAAUUAGUGCACAUUUGGAGUGGUAGCAGCUCGACUGGAGCAAUGAAUGAAUUAUGUAGCAGCAUGUGUUUAGCAUAGGCUAUGAGAAAGUCAUAGUGUAUGCUUCUUUUAUAGUUGUUAUGAAACCAGUUAUUCAUUUUACGCUGAACAAAAUAACUACACUGAAUGCUAUCGACGUGUUUUACUUUCACUUGAGAAACAGCUAGCAGCUCGUUAGUUUCUUUCCUGCUGAGCUAGCAACUGAAUUUAACCACCAGGCAAAGAAAUACAUCGAAAGAAUAUUUCAGCAUCAGCAUAAGCAAGAGUUUUAUGUGGCCUAUUAUUAUUAUUAUUAUUAUUAUUAUUCAGUGUUCCAUCAUUAAGUGCAUAAUGGUAGAUCCAGGAUGCAAAUGUUUUGUUAUGUUUUGCCUUCAAUAUAACGAUCACUAUUGCGACAUUCUGCAGCAGUCUUAGGCAUCUGUUUGCCCACGUUUGGUGGGCGUGCCAGGGGCGUUAUGGUACCGAAAGUUGUCGCAGGCUAUAAGAAUCCGUAUCGCAUUGAAGGCUUGCCCAGUCGCCUUAUCAGCAGCCAUAGUAAUAGCCUUUGGACGUUCAGUACAGAACUGUUUCAGUUUAUUAAUUUUAUUUUAAAUUGACUUAUAAUUCUAGUCUACAAGUAGCUCUGUGUUCCAGAUUAAUUAAUGAUUUUAUCUGGCAUAUGUGUAGUUAUGUGUCCCAGUUCUAAUGAAAGCUCAAGGGAUAUACCAGCUUAUUACUGAGGUAAUUCUAGGCGUACAGCAUGCAGUUCAAAACACGCAGUGAUGCUUGUAUGCAGGGAAGCAUAGGAUAAGAUGCCCCCUGCCUGUUGUUAUUUGCCUGCAACUUUAUGCAUAUUCAUCUUGUAUUUUUUAAAUUGCACAUCCAAAAGCAGUGUCUGUUCUACAAAAUGUAAGCCUUAACUAUAAAAAACGUGUUUGUCUCAGCGUUGGCAGAGGGGUGGAAAUGCGUCAAACUCGUGCACCGUCCUCUCCAUUCUCGGGGCUCCGUGCGCCUUCAUGGGGUCUCUUGCACCUGGGCCCGUAGCAGAUUUCAUAACGGCCGAUUUUGUGCGUCGUGGGGUGGACAUUUCGGGUGUGGCGUGGCAGAAGGAGGGGGAGACCCCGUGUGCUUGCUGUGUGGUGUGUCCCACCAGCGGCACCCGCACAGUCGUUCUCUUUGACACAAACCUGCCAGAUGUUUCGGCAGAAGACUUCUCCAGGGUGGAUCUGAGCCAGUACAAGUGGAUCCACUGGGAGGGUCGGAAUGCGGAGGAGCAAGUGAAAAUGAUCCAGCGGGUGGAGCAUUACAACAGCACGCUACCAGAGGACAAGAGGAUCACCAUCUCCGUGGAGAUAGAAAAGACCAGGGAGCCAUUGUACCAGCUAUUUCCAUAUGGAGAUGUGGUGUUUGUCAGUAAGGAUGUGGCCAGACACUUUGGGUUCCAGACUGCAGCAGAUGCACUGAGGGGUCUCUAUGGUAGAGUGAAGAAGGGGGCGGUGCUGAUCUGCGCCUGGGCGGAGAAAGGGGCGGAUGCCAUGGGCCCAGACGGAGCGGUCGUCCACUCGGACGCCUUCCCUCCGGAGGCCCUCGUGGACACGCUCGGGGCAGGCGACACCUUCAACGCGUCCGUCAUCUUCACCCUCUCCCACGGGAAAAGCCUGCAGGAGGCGCUGUCGUUCGGCUGCCAGGUCGCUGGGAGGAAGUGCGGUGUCCAUGGAUACGAUGACAUCGUGCCACAGAAACAGUAAAGAAGCAGGCUGGUGAAGGCAAUCAAGCUGGAAACAACCAUAGGACAAGUGCUACAAAGACUGGUUAGCAUUUGUGGAUGUGAAAAAGACCCAACGUGGCAACCCACAUGACAUUAGUUGCAGACAAAUGAUAUAUUACAAAAAAAAAUGUUUUCGUUGAAAUUACGAAAACAAAACAUAAAAAAAUGUUAAGGUAUAAAACGGUUCUGUUUUCGAAACUAUACUCCAUCUGUCAGAUUAACUUGUUAUAAUAAUGUCUUUACCUUAAAUUGUACAUUCAGAGCGUCUGUUUAACUGAUUGUUAAUUAAUUUAAAUUACUAGAAAUGAUUGCUGCUUGGGUUAACACUGGUUUAAGUGUAAGUGCAAUCUGAAUUUCUUAAUUUUAUGUUUACAUAAAUAAUUGACAAGAUGAAGUGGGGUGACUGUACUAUCCAUCAGUCGUUUAUCUCUGUGGCUUACUGUGUACAAUGAGAUUCACAUUUGCACUUACUUAUUCAGCAGACAUGAUCUGCCCAGAACCAUUUACAUGAAGUAUGAUAGAGGAUUUUCUGUGAAAUAAUGGUUUUGCCACUGAUACCAGAUUCAAUGGCGAACUUAAUAUUCCUAGCAACUAGCAAUCGUAGGCACAGCACCGAGAAAAGUUCAGUUCCAAGGAGCCACAUUUUAACAUUAACAGUAGACACAAGGCUGGUUCUGUUCGAAUGACUUAUGUCUUUACAAAUGGGAGGUUAAAAUCCUAGUUGAACUCUCCGAAUUCUCAGCUGGAUUCGUGCAGUAGGAAUUUCUUUCCCGAGCGGCGGUAGGCGUUCAUUAGCAUGCCUGUGCCGCUUUUAGCUCGUCUCCACGGCCGCGCGCUGGAACAGGUUCGCGCGGUAGCCGAUGAUUUGUCGGCAGUCGGCGGCUGCGGUCGGCCGCGCCGUAUCCAGCCGCAGUUUGUUUACGGCAGGCCAGCGCAUCCAGCCCUCCACAGAUGUGUUGAUAAUACUUGGCGCUGCUGAAAUGGAGAGAGAUAAACAGGAUAUUUGCCACUCUCCCUCCCUGUCCUAGGCAGAUGCAGCUGUCCAGUCCCCAUACCACUGCGCCCCAGAGCUUAAAAAAAAAAAACCACACAAGUGUUUGAUUAAGAAUUUGAAAUGCAAUUCAAAGAACACAUUUCAAACUGAUGAACCUCACUCUAGAUUUGACUGGAAAGAAGAGAAAAAAACAUUCCUUGCUGCAGUGUUGCAUAAAUACCUUUCUGAAAUAGUGUGAAUUUGCACUAGUUUGCUUAUUUAACUUUUGCACCUGGCUGAAGUAGUUUUAUGUGUUCUCUGACUUUACAGUGCAGCAUUAAAACUGUUACCAUGAGUUGGAAACACAAAGGAAAACAUGAUAAACUUGAUUUCUGCAAUGUAUGUUUGUAUAUUGUAAAUCAGCUGUCCCCAAACUAUAGCCAGCUGCUGAACUUGGUCCUUUAAAUCUUUCUGACCAACCCUGCACUACUGCAGUAAGACUAUACUACAUUUAUACUGACUGCACAUAGAAUAACAGGCAGAGAUGCACCUCUACUCCAUGCUAACCUUUCUGUAGCACUGUGUUGCCUGUGUUGUGUAAAAUAGUGAGGUGUGCAGGCACUUUAGCUGCACUGGAGCUUCUGUAGGUGGCAUAGUAGUGACUAGAGAGGCACACUUUUCAACUUCAAAAUUGAGAGAAAACCUUAUCUUAAAUUAAAUUGUUAAAUAAAAAUAAAUUAAUUAAUCUUAAAUUAGCAUAAUAAAUUCACUGGAAUUACUUUUCAAAACUGAUUGUCUGUUAUGCAAGAAUUUCUCAUUUCAUUUCAGGUUUUGAUCAGGCUUAUGUGUUUAAAUGGUACAUUUAAGAAAACUACUUUUAAAAUGCAAGGCCUUUCCACUGACACACUUUAGCAAAUAUACUGUGCUGUAUUCACUGAGUGCAUACAGCACAUGUUCAAAAUCAUUGUAAUACGGCAUGAAUUUGAUAUAUGUGUCGAGUAGGAGGUCACUGAAGCUGUAUAUUUUACAAUCAAGCUGCUCUAUUAAAUCACCAGGCUUUUUUUUCACGUCAAAAAUGUGUUUGUCUGUGACAUUCUAUACUCAGCCAUUUUGUCUUUCAGUAGAUUCUUGUGUUUGGACAGGCUGAGACACAAUAAGGUAGAGCAGAAGCCCUGUGUUUUCAUUGCAAUCUCAGUUGUCAAAUAUAGAAUAACUUUGGCCCUUUCCAGCUCAGCCACCGUAAUAACUCUUCAUGAUUUGUCCUUUUGACAGUUAUUUAGUUGUUCGCAUGGACACUGCUUUAUGGUGUAUAUCUGCACUUGCUUAACAGAUAAGGAAAGUCAGACUCUUGACCACUGACUGGAAAACAUUGUGGAAAAUGUGAGUGUGAGUUCCCUGGAGUGAGAAGGAUCUAAGAGGGCAGGCAGUUCAAUUCCCGAUGUGUCGUCUGUGCGCGGGAGUCUGUAGAAGACAGGUCACUGCUGUGCGAAACCGCGAAGACCAGGGACCUCGUAAAUUAAAGCUCAGUUUCGCUAUUGAAGUGCAUCCAGAAAUGUUGGUUUUCCCAUUUAGACUAGGCCGGCCUUCUGGAAGAUUUUUCUUGGCUUGCGACUUUCUGCCCGUAGUUUCAACUCUUCAGAAUGUGGACACAUCAGCAUCAUUGACAACAGACGCAUUCAAAGCACUUAUUUUGAUGUAUCGCACAGACAUAUUUUUCUGCUUUGACUUCCAUUUUCAUGUACUGUAAAUGUCCCUGUAAAAUACAUACGCAGAAUAUAAACACCAAAAGUUCAAGUUCAGCACAGCCAGUUACACAGCAUACUAAGGUUACUUGUCACUUGUGGAAAUGAUUUCUAAUCUAAAAACAUUGUGUAGUAUUAAUUAUGAAGUACUGCACUUUUGUCAGCCAUUUAUAAGUGAUGUGUAUAUUAAAACAGCCUGACAGGUGGCAGCUGUACUUGAGGUCCAGUCUGAGGCUGCUUCCAAAUCUACUCCUCUGACACUUCCUGAAACACUUGCUCUUGAAAUGUGGGUCAGAAUUAAGGACAAAUGUUCAUUGAAUCCAGACUUCAAAUUUAGUUAUAUAUAUUGUGCUGAAGGUUAGCUCUCGCUUCAAAUUGAAUUUAAAUUUUUGGGGAGGGGCCAAUAUGUACUUUGUUGGCCCCUCUCCAGCUGCCCCAGUUAGCGAUCAGAAUCUCCCAUUCUUGCGUGUUCCUUCCCCCUGCUCACAUGAGUUUGUGCAGAGAGAGAAUAAAAGGAAACAAAAGUGAAGUAAGGCUUACAGAAAAUAUCACAAUAGUGAAAAUAAAAGAGAAUGGGGAAAUAUGUUCAUAGGCCUGUCUGUGUUUAUAGUUUCAUUGUUAACCCCGCAUAUGGAGAAUCUUGAAAAUAACUCACUCAUGGAUGAAGACUGAGGCACCAGCCAUGCGGAAAAAGACUGGUUAUUGCGCUCAGCCAGAGCCUUCAUGGUGUCCGUACUCGUGGAAAAUUCAGUGACAUAAUUUCCUGCUGGCACUGGCCCUGCAUGUAUGCCAAAAACAACUUUGCUGGGUUCAGUGCCAGUGUCCACCCUAGCAUGAAUCAGUUAAGUCAGGGGUUAACUUACCUCAUCUGGUUUCUCACUUGCUGAUUUUAAAGUGAAAACAAAAGCCAGGAGCCCCUGUGGCCCUCUGGGACCAGGGUUGGCGACUGCCACUUCAGGCUGCUGAAACAAAGCCAUACACGUGCUUCAAGGAGCUGUGUAAAAUUAAAUAUCUUUAUUUAAACCA
This is a messenger RNA of Anguilla anguilla (European eel), 5596 nucleotides long. It is a transcript of the gene khk, whose product is annotated as ketohexokinase. The coding region runs from base 1104 to 1835 and encodes 243 amino acids. The transcript is spliced from 8 exons. Gene Ontology annotation, molecular function: ketohexokinase activity. The record is from RefSeq and is a predicted model, not a curated record. Lineage: Eukaryota; Metazoa; Chordata; Actinopteri; Anguilliformes; Anguillidae. Gene Ontology annotation, biological process: fructose metabolic process.